AUGAGGAAAACGUGCGAGCCUGGUCAGCCUACAGGUGUUGUUCUUUGCGCUGUCUCUACCACUUGGCUUCCCUUUUCUCAUCUUCAAGUCUUUAAUCUCCUCCACGAUCAACUUCAUCAGGUUAUGUUCAAUGGAAAUUCACCACAUGAAGUUGCACACAUCGCCAUUGAGCUGAUGCUACAAGAGAGCUGCAUCGAUAACUCCGGCAGCUUAAUUGUGUACUCCUCCGUCGGCGUGGACUCGAUCCAGCACGCGACGAAUGGAGAAGAUCCUUCUACUAUUUUGAUUUUGCCCCUCGGAUUCUCGGUUGUCCCGUGA
Molecule: messenger RNA, 318 nt
Organism: Microthlaspi erraticum
Lineage: Eukaryota; Viridiplantae; Streptophyta; Magnoliopsida; Brassicales; Brassicaceae
Source: the annotation of a GenBank genome assembly